Molecule: messenger RNA, 1632 nt
Organism: Closterium sp. NIES-65
Lineage: Eukaryota; Viridiplantae; Streptophyta; Zygnematophyceae; Desmidiales; Closteriaceae
Source: the annotation of a GenBank genome assembly
AUGGGGGGAAGCAGAGAAGGGGAUGGGGGGAAGCGGGGAAUGGGAUGUGGGGAAGCAGAGAAGGGGAUGGGGGAAAGCAGAGAAGGGGAUGGGGGGAAGCAGGGAAAGGGAUGGGGGGAAGCAGGGAAGGGGAUGGGGGGAAGCAGGGAAGGGGAUGGGGGAAAGAAGAGAAGGGGAUGGGGGGAAGCAGUGAAGGGGAUGGGGGAAAGCAGAGAAGGGGAUGGGGGGAAGCAGAGAAGGGGAUGGGAGGAAGCAGGGAAGGGGAUGGGGGGAAGCAGGGAAGGGGAUGGGGGGAAGCAGGGAAGGGGAUGGGAAGAAGCAGAGAAGGGGAUGGGGGGAAGCAGGGAAGGGGAUGGGGGGAAGCAGGGAAGGGGAUGGGGGGAAGCAGGGAAGAGGAUGGGGGAAAGCAGGGAAGGAGAUGGGGGGAAGCAGGGAAGAGGAUGGGGGGAAGCAGGGAAGGGGAUGGGGGGAAGCAGAGAAGGGGAUGGGGGAAAGCAGAGAAGAGGAUGGGGGGAAGCAGGGAAGGGGAUGGGGGAAAGCAGAGAAGGGGAUGGUGGGAAGCAGGGAAGGGGAUGGGGGGAAGCACGGAAGGGGAUGGGAGGAAGCAGAAAAGGGGAGGGGGGAAGUAGGGAAGGCGAUGGGGGGAAGCAGAGAAGGGGAUGGGGGAAAGCAGAGAAGGGGAUGGGGAAAGCAGAGAAGGGGAUGGGGGAAAGAAGAGAAGGGGAUGGGGGAAAGAAGAGAAGGGGAUGGGGGGAAGCAGGGAUGGGGGGAAGCAGGGAAGGGGAUGGGGGGAAGCAGGGAAGGGGAUGGGAGGAAGCAGAGAAGGGGGUGGGGGGAAGCAGGGAAGGGGAUGGGGGGAAGCAGGGAAGGGGAUGGGGGGAAGCAGGGAAGAGGAUGGGGGAAAGCAGGGAAGGAGAUGGGGGGAAGCAGGGAAGAGGAUGGGGGGAAGCAGGGAAGGGGAUGGGGGGAAGCAGAGAAGGGGAUGGGGGGAAGCAGAGAAGAGGAUGGGGGGAAGCAGAGAAGGGGAUGGGGGAAAGCAGAGAAGGGGAUGGUGGGAAGCAGGGAAGGGGAUGGGGGGAAGCAUGGAAGGGGAUGGGAGGAAGCAGAAAAGGGGAGGGGGGAAGUAGGGAAGGCGAUGGGGGGAAGCAGAGAAGGGGAUGGGGGAAAGCAGAGAAGGGGAUGGGGGAAGCAGAGAAGGGGAUGGGGGAAAGCAGUGAAGGGGAUGGGGGGAAGGAGGGAAGGGGAUGGGGGGAAGCAGGGAAGGGGAUGGGGGGAAGCAGAGAAGGGGAUGGGGGGAAGCAGGGAAGGGGAUGGGGGGAAGCAGGGAAGGGGAUGGGGGUAACCAGGGAAGGGGAUGGGGGGAGGCAGGGAAGGGGAUGGGGGAAAGCAGGGAAGAGGAUGGGGGAAAGCAGGGAAGGGGAUGGUAGGAAGCAGGGAAGGGGUUGGGGGAAAGCAGAGAAGGGGAGUGGGGGAAGCAGGGAAGGUGAGGGGGGAAAGCACGGAAGGGGAUGUGUGGAAUCAGGGAAGGGGAUGGGAGGAAGCAGGGAAGGGGAUGGGGGAAAGCAGGGAAGGGGAUGGGAGGAAGCAGAGAUUGGGAUGGGGGGAAGCAGAGAAGGGGAUGGGGGGAAGUAG